AUGUCACGAAGAUACGAUAGUCGCACGACCAUCUUCUCCCCCGAAGGCCGCCUCUACCAAGUCGAAUAUGCCCUCGAAGCCAUCUCACACGCCGGCACUGCUCUGGGAAUCCUAGCCACCGAUGGCAUCGUCCUCGCCGCCGAGCGCAAAGUCACCAGCAAACUGCUCGAGCAAGACACCAGCGCCGAGAAGCUCUACAUCCUGAACGACAACAUGAUCUGCGCAGUAGCCGGCAUGACCGCCGACGCCAACAUCCUCAUCAACUACGCCCGGACCCAAGCCCAACGCUACCUCCUCACCUACAACAACGACAUCCCCUGCGAGCAGCUCGUCCGCCGACUCUGCGAUCUCAAGCAAGGCUACACCCAGCACGGUGGUCUGCGGCCCUUCGGUGUCUCAUUCAUCUACGCCGGCUUCGACAACCAGCGCCAAUUCCAGCUCUACCAGUCAAAUCCUUCCGGAAACUACGGCGGUUGGAAGGCAACGAGUGUGGGAGCGAACAAUGCGAGCGCACAGAGUUUGCUGAAGCAAGAUUACAACGAGGAGUGUUCGUUGAAGGAGGCAUGUGAGUUGGCGGUUAAGGUGCUGAGCAAGACGAUGGACUCAACCAAGCUGUCGAGUGAGAAGAUCGAGUUUGCUACGGUGGGACGGACGAAGAGUGGCACGGUGUAUCAUCAUCUAUGGGCGGCGGAAGAGAUCGAUGCGCUGCUCAAGGAGCACGGUUUAGCAAAGAAGGAUAGUGAGGGUGUAGAGGAGAGCUGGAAGCCGGGCGAGUCGGUUUAA
Messenger RNA from Saxophila tyrrhenica, 783 nucleotides. It is a transcript of the gene PRE9, whose product is annotated as Proteasome subunit alpha type-3. NCBI's taxonomy places the organism in Eukaryota, Fungi, Ascomycota, Dothideomycetes, Mycosphaerellales, Extremaceae. Bases 1 to 783 code for a protein of 260 amino acids. The record is from RefSeq and is a predicted model, not a curated record. The transcript has 3 exons. Gene Ontology annotation, biological process: ubiquitin-dependent protein catabolic process; proteasomal protein catabolic process. Gene Ontology annotation, cellular component: proteasome core complex, alpha-subunit complex; nucleus; proteasome core complex.